GUACUGAUAAUCGUCGGAGAAACAGGCUCCGGCAAGACCACGCAACUCCCACAGUACCUGUACGAAGAGGGGUUCUGUGACGACGGUAAGAUGCUCGGGUGCACACAGCCAAGACGUGUGGCUGCCAUGAGUGUAGCCGCGCGCGUGGCAGAGGAGAUGGAUGUGAAGCUGGGUCACGAGGUGGGCUAUAGUAUCCGCUUCGAAGACUGUACGACCGAGAAGACCAAGCUGAAGUAUAUGACGGACGGCAUGUUGCUGAGAGAGUUUAUGGGAG
Molecule: messenger RNA, 274 nt
Organism: Sphaeroforma arctica JP610
Lineage: Eukaryota; Ichthyosporea; Ichthyophonida
Exons: 1
Cellular component (GO): catalytic step 2 spliceosome; intracellular anatomical structure
Molecular function (GO): RNA binding
Source: RefSeq, a predicted model, not a curated record